UUCUGACCAACCCACAAAUUUUCUGCAUUAAAUUUUGGAAAAUGUCAACAUUUGGCAACACAAGUUGUACAAUUUUUACCAUGUCAAACUUGCCAGCAUCAGCAGCUUUCAAAGAUGGACCGGAUCAGCCACUUGACCUGGUCAGUAACAACAAGGAUAAGUAACUGGAAAGUGAGUAACCUUGCUUGUAAAUUUGAUAAUUGAAGUUCAUUUGGUCAUAAUUCUAAGCAUGUCGAUCAUUGGAGAGGCAAUUCUGUCUGUCACCGUUGAGAUGCUGAUCCAGAAGUUGGUUUCAGAGGUGGUUGUGCAGUUUGGACGCCAGGAGCAGAUCCAUGAUGAUCUCAAGAAGUGGGAAAAGACAUUGAAGAAGAUUCAGGCGGUGCUUGACGAUGCAGAUGAGAAACAGAUGACGAACCGAUUGGUUAAGAUAUGGUUGAGUGAGCUCCAGGACUUGGCUUAUGACUUGGAAGAUAUCCUGGAUGAGUUAGCCACUGAGGCUUUGCGCAGGAAGUUGUUGCUUCUUCAACCUCAACCUCAACCCACCACCACCAGUAAGCUACGAAAACUGAUUCCCAAUUUCUUCACAGGUUUCAGUCCACGAUCUGUCAAGUUCAGUAACAUGAUGGCGUCCAAAAUAAAGGAGAUCACGGCCAGAUUACAAAAUAUUGCAGCUGAAAAAGAUAGCCUGGAGUUGAGGAAGAAUUCGGAAGGAGGGUCAAAGAAAAUCAGGGAAAGACUACCCACCACCUCUCUGGUCAAUGAAGCCAAAGUUUUUGGCAGGGAAAAAGAUAAGGAGGUAAUCGUUGAAUUAUUGUUGAAUGUUGAUUCAUGUAAUGAUUAUGUUGUUGGAGUCUCUGUCAUUCCUAUCACUGGGAUGGGCGGCUUGGGCAAGACCACGCUUGCUAAACUUGUCUAUAAUGAUAAAAGAGUAGAAAAUCAUUUUGAUCAUAAAGUAUGGAUUCAUGUUUCCGAGGCUUUUGAUGCAAUUAGAGUCACAAAAACAAUUCUACAGUCCAUUGAUGCUCCCAUGUCAGAUGAUGGGAAUUACGUUUUAAGCUUCCUUCAUUUUAAUGAUCUAGACAAUCUUCAGGUCCAACUGAAAAGAAAACUCUCUGGUAAGAAGUUGUUGCUUGUUUUGGAUGAUGUCUGGACACAAAAUUAUAAUGAUUGGACUGCUUUAUGUAGUCCAUUUGAAAGCUGUUCUCCAGGAAGUAAGAUUGUCGUCACAACUCGCAAUCAAGGUGUUUCAUCUAUGAUAAAAACUGGUGCAGAAUACUCAUUAGAUAAGCUGUCAGAUUUGGACUGUUUGCAAGUUUUUGCUCAGCACUCAUUGGAAACAAAAGACUCUAGUGUUCAUGAUCAUCAAGACUUGAAAGAAAUUGGUGAGAAGAUAGUUAAAAAGUGUGAUGGAUUGCCUUUGGCAGCCAAAACUCUCGGUGGCUUAUUACGUGGUAAAUAUGAUGUCAAUGAUUGGAGAGAUAUUCUGAAUAGCAAAAUAUGGGAUAUAUCAGAAGAUGAAGGUGACAUUAUGCCGGCUCUCAAAGUAAGCUACUGUCAUCUUCCCCCACGCCUGAAACAAUGCUUUGCAUACUGCUCCUUGUUCCCAAAGGGCUAUGAAUUUCAAGAGCAGAAGAUGGUUUUAUUAUGGAUGGCUGAAGGUUUCUUGGAUGGUGCAAAUGGUGCGGACAAAAUGGAAGACUUGGGUUGCAAAUACUUUCGUGAGUUGAAGUCAAGAUCUUUCUUUCAAAAAUCAAACUCCAAUCAGUCAUUGCUUGUGAUGCAUGACCUAAUCCAUGAUCUUGCACAAUGGGCUGCUGGAAAAACAUACUUGAGAAUGGAGGGUGUGCCCCAGGGUGAUAAUACAAUUUUGUUUUCUAAUAAUCUUCGCCAUUUAUCAUGCACAGGAGACUCUUUGGAUGGCUUGGAAAAGCUUGAAGCAUCGGAUUCUGUCAAAUUUUUAAGAACUUUCUUACCACUCACGGUGAAAAAAGAAGAUCGCUCUGAAGCCAGCCGUAAACGUUUUUUUCGUUUUAAUUAUGUAAAGGAGCGUUUAGCUUCUAAAGAAACCCUUCCUGUCAGUCUUAAAAUCUUUUAUCAAAUAUUGCAGAAGUCACAACAUUUAAGGGUUUUGUCUUUUCAUAAAUACUGUGUCAAAGUGCUACCAGAUGAAGUUGGAGGUUUUAAGUAUCUACGGUAUCUUGAUCUUUCUUAUAUUGAUAUUAAAAGUUUGCCUGAAUCAGUUAGCACCAUGUACAAUUUACAAUCACUUUUGUUAGAGGGUUGUGCUUCUCUAAGGAAAUUGUGUAGAGAUAUGGGGAAUCUAAUCAAUUUGCGACACCUGAACAUUCUCAAAGUAAAUUCAUUAGAGCAUAUGCCUCACAGGAUUGGAAAAUUAACAAGUCUCCAAACGCUGCCUAAGUUUGUUUUGGGCAAAGACGUUGGCUCUGGGUUAGCAGAAUUGAAGUCUUUAGCUCAUCUAAAGGAAAAGCUUCACAUUUCAGGAUUGGAGAAUGUACAUGAUGCUAAUGAUGCCAAGGAGGCUGAUUUAAAGGGUAAGGAGAGCCUGAAAGUGCUUAUUUUGGAAUGGAGUAGUGGUACUGAUGAUUCGAUGCAGACAGAAACUCAAAUGCAAGUUCUGGACUUGCUAAAACCUUAUCAGAAGUUGACAGAGCUCAGUGUUAUUGGCUUCUGUGGUACAAAAUUUCCAAUAUGGCUUGGAAAUUCCACAUUGACAAAACUAACAAGUCUAAGAUUGGAGAAUUGUGGCAAUUGUGCUUGCUUGCCUUCUGUUGGGCAUCUACCCCUUCUCAAGGAACUUGUUAUCAAAGGAAUGGUUCGAGUGAAGAGCGUUGGUCUAGAGUUCAAUGGAAAUGGUUGCUUGGUCCCUUUUGCCUCACUUGAGACUCUUUACUUUCAGGACAUGAAACAAUGGGAAGACUGGAUUCCUUUUGCACCGGGUCAAGAGGUUGAUGGGUUUCCUAGCCUCCAAAAGCUUUGUAUUGUACGGUGUUCAAAACUAAAUGGUGAAUUGCCAAAACGUCUUCCAAAAUUGGAAAAGCUUGUCAUUGAAGACUGCAAGCAAUUGUCGGUGUCAGUUCCAAUUUCUCCGGUACUCAGCAAAUUAGAGAUUUAUGGAUGCAAUGAGGUGGAAUGGGAGAUUGAAGAUGUUGGUUCAUUGAAGUCGGUAGAACUUGUUAAUGUGUCAAAGCCUGUGUCCAUUGGAGAGAGUUUUGUGCAAGGGGUACCAAAGCUAGAAGAACUGAGGAUUUGUGGCUGCAAAGAUGUAACAUUUAAAGGAAUGGACACACAUGAAGAUAUUAGCUCACUUCAUGGUCUUUCGAUGGUGGAAGAGGUCGAACAAGAGCAACUACAAAAAAGGUUGCCCUGCAAACUUCAGACUCUGGAACUGAGGGAUUGUGAGAACCUUGCAAAGCUACCACAAGCGCUGCAUAAUCUCAGUUCUCUUACCAAUGUAUCAAUACAAAACUGCCCAAAUCUUGCUUCUUUUCCAGAAGUAGUGGGCUUGCCUUCCCAGCUGAGAUCCAUUACCAUUGAGAAUUGCAAAGCAUGGGGAGUAGAAGCAUUGGUGCACGGCAGCGUGACGUCUCUUGAAAGUUUAAGCAUUUCAGAUUGUGAGUCCGUGAAAUACAUUGCAAGAGUCCAACUGCCUCCAAAGCUGAAGCGGCUGCACCUCGAAUAUUGCAAUGAGUUGGAGACGUUAGUGAACAAAGAUGCUUCCAAAAUGCACGAGGAGAGUAUUAACAGAUGCAGCAGCAGUCCAAACGCCUCUGUGCUAGAGUACUUGAAUAUUAGAGGCUGCGAAUCUCUUGCGUCCUUGUGGUCACACAGCGAGUUGCCAUGUUCAAUCAAGCACAUUCAGGUCGAUAAUUGCCCCAACCUUGUUUCCUUCUCUCCAAAUGGUAAUCUGCCUACAGCUCUUGAAUACCUUAGGAUUCGGCAAUGCUUAAAGCUGGAGCGGAUAGCAGAAAAGGUGAAUGAUGACACAUCUCUUCAGACAUUUUGUAUCGAUGGCUGUCAAAAUCUUAAACUGUUGCCGGAUUGCCUGAACAAACUCAGCCGUCUUCAAACGAUUGAAGUAAUGGAUUGUCCAAGUUUUAUUAAAUUUCCGGAUGGAGGGUUGCCUAACAACCUCUCAACGCUUAACCUAACUGAGUGUGAGAAACUGGUGGCUCUGCCAAACGGCAUGUGCCAUCUUACCUCUCUCCAGGAUUUGACAAUAAAAAAAUGUCCAGCCAUUGCAUCUUUUCCUGAAGAUGGAUUUCCCACCAACAUUCGGUCACUGGAGAUUAAGGAUGCCGACAUCUGCAAGCCAUUGUUCAAGUGGGGAUUGUAUAGACUCACAUCUCUAUCUAAACUCAAAAUCAGUGGAGGAUAUGAUCUAGAAUCCUUUCCGCAGGAGGAGAUUGGAAUGAAACUUCCUGCCUCUUUAGAAAGCCUGCAGAUUGAAAAUUUUCCGAAUUUGGAAACCCUGUCCUCUUCGGUUCAAGACCUCACCUCAUUAGAGCAACUACACCUCCUUCAUUGUCCAAGACUCAAAUACUUUCCAAAGAAGCUGCCCAGCUCAAUUUAUGAUUUAUAUAUCAAUGGAUGUCCUCUGCUGGAAGAAAAAUGCAGAAAGAAUGCCGAGUAUUGGCCCAUCAUAGCCAAAGCCAAAGUAAUCACAAUGCCCUUAAGAUAAAUCAGGAUGUAUUGAACUCCAAUAAAAUUUAUAAACCUUCAGGUACACCUCCGGGUAAGCCAUUUUAAAAUUAAUAUUCUAGUUCAGUUACUAUAUGGAAUCUCCUUGAAUUCUUAUUCAUCCUCUUUUCAUCUGAACAGUCUACUUUAAAGAUCUGUUCCUUCUCCUUGCAUUUGGGAUCGUAACAUUUUCAAACAGUCAGGAAUAUGGACUCUAUUGUUCUUGUAAUUUCUGGUGGUGGGCCGCUGAGUUCCAAGGUAAUAAGGUUUCAUUUUUAUCCUCAUGGAAUGUGUAAUAGAGUAAACCUCAGGUUAUUUAGCUAAAUAAGGCGGCCUAUUUAACCAAGAUGGAGCUCUGAUGAUUGUGGAUGAUAAUUACAAGCUUUUGAAAGCUCUAGCAAAUUACUUUCCCUUGAUGGUUUUCAAGAGGGGUUGCAGAAUCAGUGUGUUGUGAUGUUUACUCAGUGUAUUCUUAAAUAAAUCACAUUGCUGGAAAUAUAAUCUUGGUUGAUUUCUUCCCAA
Molecule: messenger RNA, 5220 nt
Organism: Mangifera indica (mango)
Lineage: Eukaryota; Viridiplantae; Streptophyta; Magnoliopsida; Sapindales; Anacardiaceae
Product: putative disease resistance RPP13-like protein 1
Exons: 2
Coding region: 230-4699 (1489 amino acids)
Biological process (GO): defense response to other organism
Molecular function (GO): ADP binding
Source: RefSeq, a predicted model, not a curated record